ACCCACAGUGCGUGUGUAUUUAGCUUAGCAGAACGGAGACAAGAUGGCUGCGACAGGUCGUUACUACAGCGAAGGUGGCAGAGCGACGAAAAGACAAAAAACCGAGAACGACGGAAUGGAGGGCUAUGAGGAUCCCCACAAAACGCUACCCUCCGUUGUUAUACACGUAAGGGGGCUUGUGGACCACGUCGUGGAAGCGGACCUCGUGGAAGCCUUGCAAGAGUUCGGUCCCAUCAGUUAUGUGGUUGUGAUGCCCAAGAAGCGCCAGGCCCUUGUGGAAUAUGAGGACAUGAGCGGGUCAUGUAAUGCUGUGACGUACGCCAACGACAACCAGAUCUACAUUGCUGGGAAUCCUGCAUUCAUAAACUACUCCACCAGCCAAAAGAUCUCUCGCCCAACCGACCCAGAUGACUCCCGGAGCGUCAACCUGGUUCUUCUGCUCACCAUCAUGAACCCUAUCUAUCCCAUUACAACCGAUGUCUUGUAUACCAUUUGCAACAAUUGCGGUCCAGUGCAGAGGAUUGUGAUCUUCCGGAAAAAUGGAGUCCAGGCUAUGGUGGAAUUCGAUUCGGUUCAGAGUGCACAGAGGGCUAAGGCCUCCCUCAAUGGAGCUGACAUUUACUCUGGUUGUUGCACACUGAAGAUUGAGUAUGCUAAGCCUACACGCCUCAAUGUUUUCAAGAACGAUCAGGACACCUGGGACUACACCAACCCUACCCUGAGUGGCCAAGAUGCUGAAGGAGAGGGCAAUAACGGCAAUGCUCAAGAUGUGAAUGCCAACCCCAACAAGCGUGCGAGACAGCCUCCUCUGCUGGGAGACCACCCUCCAGAGUUCGGUGGGCCACAAGGUUACCAUGGCUACCACGACGAUGGCUACUACGAGGGUGGUCGCCGCGGCGGCGUGGGACCUCCAAUGGGCGGCCCCCGUGGUGCUGGGCCAAACCAGCGCUACGGAGGACAAUACGGCCCUCCCCCUCCACCCCCAGGGGAGUACAGCCCACACGCAGAGUCGCCCGUCAUCAUGGUCUACGGCCUGGACCCAAACAAGAUGAACUCCGACAGGGUCUUCAACAUCUUCUGUCUGUAUGGCAAUGUGGAGCGGGUAAAAUUCAUGAAGAGCAAGCCUGGAGCAUGUAUGGUGGAAAUGGGAGAUUGCUACGCUGUUGACCGCGCCAUUUCACAUCUUAACAACAACUUCCUCUUCAACCAGAAACUCAAUGUUUGCGUAUCCAAGCAGCAGGCCAUUAUGCUGGGACAGUCCUACACGCUAGAUGACGGCUCAAACAGUUUUAAGGAUUUCCACGGCAGUCGGAACAACCGGUUCAACACUCCAGAACAGGCAGCCAAGAACCGCAUCCAGCAUCCCAGCAACGUUCUGCACUUCUUCAAUGCCCAGCCAGAGGCGACAUCAGAAAUUUUCUCACAGUCUGUCUUUCAGAUUUGUGAAGAACUUGGCAUCAAGAGCCCUACAAAUCUCAAGCUUUUCACUGGGAAGAACGGAGCCCCAGGGGAGCGCAGCGCCUCCGGCCUGCUGGAGUGGGAGUCCAUUAACGACGCCAUGGAAGCUCUCGCCAUGAUGAACCAUUACCAGAUGCAGAACCCAACAGAUGGGCCUUACCCCUACACCCUGAAGCUGUGCUUCUCCACCGCGCAGCACGCCAACUGAGGAGCACCCACCGAUCGGUCUGCAGGAUGGAACUGCCAGAAAACGACUAAAUCACUGCUUGACUUCAUCUACAUUUUACCCUCUCUUUAGUGUGCAACAAGGCAGUUUUUGGUGUUUUUUGUGUCUGCGGUCAUAUACAAGUUUUGUUGUCUUCGUAUUGUUUAAAGAUUUAUCCAUGCAUCCCUUGAAAGUUUGAGAAUGACUGACCAACAUGAAUAAAGGAAAUGUUUUUACUUAGAAAUGGGGGAUGAGGUUUUUGUACCAGUAUUUUUUUUACACUGCUUUAAUUUUGGUCUUGUUUAGCACCUGCCGACAGCGCACACUUUGUAAGAAAACUGCAUCCUGUGUUUUGUUCCCAAUAAAAUUCCUGAUUAAUUAAUUGGA
Molecule: messenger RNA, 2050 nt
Organism: Engraulis encrasicolus (European anchovy)
Lineage: Eukaryota; Metazoa; Chordata; Actinopteri; Clupeiformes; Engraulidae
Product: heterogeneous nuclear ribonucleoprotein L-like
Exons: 13
Coding region: 44-1666 (540 amino acids)
Biological process (GO): mRNA processing; regulation of RNA splicing
Cellular component (GO): nucleus
Molecular function (GO): mRNA binding
Source: RefSeq, a predicted model, not a curated record